Gongylonema pulchrum is the source of this 303-nucleotide messenger RNA. The record is from the annotation of a GenBank genome assembly. NCBI's taxonomy places the organism in Eukaryota, Metazoa, Nematoda, Chromadorea, Rhabditida, Gongylonematidae.
CUGGACUUUCAGGUUGCGAAGCGUGCUAACAUUCCGGAUCAUCCCAACAUAGUCAAAGUGUUCGGGUGCCGCAGAGAGUUUGGGCGUUGGCAAGUAAUCACCGAAUUAAUCGAUGGCACCGACCUUUUCGAUUAUGUGCAGCAAGAAACAAAAGAAAAUGAAGUAUUGGAAGUUAACAAAGUGCGAUCGCUUUUUCGCGAUUUAAUGCAGGCCGUCCAACAUUUGCAUAGCUUAAAAGUAGCGCAUAUGGAUAUAAAAGCUGAAAACUGCCUGGUCACUGUAAACGGUGAGAUUUCUUUGUGA